AUGUCUCAUCUAUCACAAGGUUUGAAUUCGAAUGAUCGGACUUUGGUAGAAAAUGAGCCCGUCAAGUUUUAUAAGACGCCAUUAAAGAAGUUAUCCAAUAGAUCUAAUCAGAUAGGAAAUUAUAUAUUGGAGGAAACAAAGUAUGAAAAUGUUGAAGAGCCUAAAGAGGCGCCACCAGUGCUAGACAUGAAAGAAAUGUCUUUUAGACUUCAUCAGACGAAGAUAGCUCUCGAAAAACAAAAGUCACAAACACUAGAGGCUAAUGGACCACGUCAAUCAGAACCUAUCUACUAUAGACCUUCAUCCUCCACCGUUAAAGACCUUCAGCAAGGGAUAAAAAGGUUUUUACCACCAAAUUUCAAGGCGUAUUCGAAUAGGCAAAAAAAUAGGAUUCCUUUGAAAAACAUCCAACAAAUGCUCGAUCGUAACAAGAUAGAAUUUAAUGAAGGAAAUGAAGAAGCUGACGAAGCUGACGAGGCUGAUUUAAAUUCUAUUUCCAAUUAUCCAGAUAGCGAUUGGAUUAACCCUAUUUUCAAAGAAGCCCUUCGUAGGCAAACUAGCAAGACUAAAGAAUUCUAUCGGUUAGCAAGUGUAAUAUUAAUUUAUUUGAUAUACAAGCUUAUUCGUCCGAUUCCCAAAGUAUUAGCUUAUAUUUUUCAUACUGAAGGGCGCCAUAUAGAGGACACAAAUUGGAUCAUGAUACCCUUUUGGAUCUUUUUUUUCAAGACAAUCUACAGAUUAUUAAAGGGAAGUGAUCAGUGCUAUGACUUACCAUUGACUAAUAGACAGAGGACAUUGCUCGGACUCAAGCUCAUGGAAACUAGUGAUGACGAUUUAGAAGCAGAAAUUGAAUUGAGACAAAGAAAUUUUAAAGGAAAGAUGCAAAAAGUACCUAAAUACCCCACUGGUGUAUCUAAGAUUGGUGUUCCACAUGAUGCAUUGAUUCGAACUUCAGUUGAUGUUUCAAACACCAAACCGAAUGACAACCAAAAGAUAAGUCCUCGAGCUGGAUACCCGAGUGCUUCACUCCUAGAAUUGGAUAAUAUUGAUUUACAAGAUAAGUUUCGACGUGUAUUUAACAUGGAGUUCAACUAUGACGAGGCGACUUCAUAA
Priceomyces carsonii is the source of this 1113-nucleotide messenger RNA. RefSeq lists its product as uncharacterized. The transcript has a single exon. The record is from RefSeq and is a predicted model, not a curated record. Bases 1 to 1113 code for a protein of 370 amino acids. NCBI's taxonomy places the organism in Eukaryota, Fungi, Ascomycota, Pichiomycetes, Serinales, Debaryomycetaceae. Gene Ontology annotation, biological process: spindle pole body duplication; protein import into nucleus. Gene Ontology annotation, cellular component: nuclear pore transmembrane ring; nuclear outer membrane.